Molecule: messenger RNA, 1077 nt
Organism: Acaulospora colombiana
Lineage: Eukaryota; Fungi; Glomeromycota; Glomeromycetes; Diversisporales; Acaulosporaceae
Source: the annotation of a GenBank genome assembly
AUGAGUCUUGAUGAAACGAACCUCCAUAUUCUCGCUAGUUCAGGUGAUCACGCUCAACGCGAAUACGCUAGAAAAAUACAACCGAUACGAAAAAAUGGUCAUUUGCUUCUGGUCACCCUUCUACUUAACAACGUAUUGGUCAACGAAACUUUGCCGAUCGUCAUGGAUGACGUUUUAGGGGGGCGCGGAAUUAUGGCAAUCGUGUUCAUUGUUGGAUACCCCAUAGCAAAAUUGUUGGAUUUAAUUCUUGGGAGAGAUCACGGAAUCAUCUAUCGUCGUGCCGAACUGAAAGAAUUGAUAAUGUAUCAUGGGACGUCAACCGAACAUGGAGGUGACCUGGUUACCGAUAGUGUCAAAAUUAUACGCGGUGCACUUGAUUUUCAGGAUAAAGUGGCUGGAGGUGCAAUGACGCCAAUAGAAAAUGCAUUUAUGAUAUCGAUGGAUUGUAUCAUGGAUAGAAACACCUUGAAGAAGAUUUACUUAACUGGGCACUCUCGUAUCCCCGUGUAUGAGGGUUCGCGCGAGAACAUCUUGGGAGUUUUGUUGGUUAAGGUGAAUAGUGAAGUCUACUUGAGAAACUCGUCGGAAAUCACGGGUCCAUUAAUGUUAUGUUCCUUGCUUUCAAUAAUAAAGUCCUUGGUAAUGUAUAACCCAGAUGAAGAUCUUCCAUUGAAAAAAUUUCGCAUAAACGCUAUUCCCAAGAUUCCUGCAGAAAUGCCGCUAUUUGAUAUCCUCAACAUAUUUCGAGAAGGUCGAAGUCACAUGGCAGUUGUGUGCAGAAGCGAAGACUCGAAGCCAAUUGGGAUCAUCACAUUGGAGGAUGUCCUCGAGGAAUUAAUACAAGAAGAAAUUUAUGACGAAUCUGACAAGCGGCGGCAGAAAAAUAAAUUCAAGAGUCCGCCGUUGGUGAGGUGUAAUUCAGAACCAGCGGAUGUCACUCGGUCAAUUGAAAAUUGCGGAAUCUUGAAACCUAAUGAUCAUACCGGUAAAGACUUGAUCGUAUUCGAAGAAACUGUUGGUUUGCUUUCAACGACCCCGACAGAAAUGUCAAAUCAAGUACGCCCAAAUGGAAGUUGA